This is a messenger RNA of Alosa alosa (allis shad), 1347 nucleotides long. RefSeq names its product SUN domain-containing protein 1-like. The record is from RefSeq and is a predicted model, not a curated record. Gene Ontology annotation, molecular function: protein-membrane adaptor activity. The transcript is spliced from 7 exons. Bases 505 to 909 code for a protein of 134 amino acids. Gene Ontology annotation, biological process: nuclear envelope organization. Lineage: Eukaryota; Metazoa; Chordata; Actinopteri; Clupeiformes; Clupeidae. Gene Ontology annotation, cellular component: meiotic nuclear membrane microtubule tethering complex; nuclear envelope.
AGCAACGACCUUGACCCGCAGGCUUGGGUGACUGUUGGUGUGGCCAAAAAGGUCACUGAACUCAAAGACAGUGUGUCGUACCUCAGAACUGUCCAGCGCAACGUGGAACAACGGCUGGAUGCCCAAGAAUACACCAAUGCUCAGCUGAAGAAGGAGCUCAGUGAUUGGCUGAAGAGAGAGCUCUGGGCCGUCCUGAACUGCAGGGGGCGCUGGAGGCUCUGGAGAAGAGGUUGCUCAGGCAUUUGACUGAAGUAGCACACAAGGAAGGCAGUGACAUGUGGAGGACUGUGGGAGAGAGCCUGCAGAAGGAGGGACUUGGUGCCAUCAUGGUCAAGGAUGUCCAUGAGAUUGUUCAGAGAGCAUUGUGCCUCUAUAAAGCAGAUGGAACUGGCAUGGCUGACUACGCUCUGGAGUCUUUAGGUGCUACUGUGAUUAGGUCCCGUAGCUCAGAAACAUACCGCACCAGGUCUCCGUGUUACAGCCUGUUUGGGAUGCCACUGUGGUAUGCUUCCACGCACUGUUAUACAGCCUGAGAUGCAUCCUGGGAAGUGCUGGGCGUUUAAAGGCAGUGAGGGGUUCCUCACCAUCACCCUGUCCCUCCCCGUGCACAUCACACACGUCACCUUGGAGCACAUCCCCAAGAGCCUCUCCCCCACCGGUCACAUCGACAGCGCCCCGCGAGAGUUCGCCGUUUACGGCCUGAGUGGCUUUGAUGAGCAGGAGGAAGGGAAGUUCCUGGGUAGAUUUACGUAUGACUCUGAUGGCGAGCCCAUCCAGACCUUUGAGCUGCUGGACUCUGUGAAGGAUGUGUAUGGUGCGGCGCAGUUGAGGGUUCUCAGUAACUGGGGUAACCCUGAGUACUCCUGCGUCUACAGAUUCAGGGUUCACGGCCAGCCACACCCCCACUGAGAGACACAACCUCAGCAAAGACUUUAUUUUCAUUACCCUAGUACUUUAUUUUCUAUAAUAAUAAUAUAUUUGCUUUCAAGCUGAAACUAUAUUUCAACUGAUUUAUUUAUGAUUGUUGAUUGCAUGUCAUGUUGAUCGUCAAUGCAGUUCUGUAUCAGGGUACACAGCAUAAAGACACUGGAAAGAAACAAAGAAAAUAUUUUUAUUGUGUAGGCUACAUUUUAAUAUAUUACAAUGUUAUGUGGAGAUUAUGUUUGUAAUGUUAUUUAAUAUGUAUUGUUAAUUAUAUAAUGUCAACAAAUCACUAACAUUUUACUUUACCAUGAUCAUUAGAUCAUAUUCCCAGCUUUAUGAUAAAUGCAGAGACCAAAUUUCCCUCAAGGGAUCAAAAGUAAGUAACCUGAUCAUAUGCAAUAAAUAAGAGUGUGUUUUCUGAUA